Messenger RNA from Lichtheimia ornata, 1848 nucleotides. RefSeq lists its product as uncharacterized. Lineage: Eukaryota; Fungi; Mucoromycota; Mucoromycetes; Mucorales; Lichtheimiaceae. The transcript has a single exon. Gene Ontology annotation, molecular function: protein kinase binding. Gene Ontology annotation, cellular component: cytoplasm. The coding region runs from base 1 to 1848 and encodes 615 amino acids. The record is from RefSeq and is a predicted model, not a curated record.
AUGCCAGCGACGACGAUUCCAGGAGACCGAUUUAUACGAACGUUGUCGCAUUACCUAGAUGCCAAUCAAGGACGAUUGAUAGUGGGGAAACGAGAUGAGCGACGUUCGAGUACAACGAGUGGUAGUCAACCGAGAAGUAGUACGAGUAGCAGCAGCAGCACCACACCCGCGUCUCUGUAUGGGCUUUCAGUACCUUACAUGUCAUUGUUGGCAGCUGCUACGCCUACGAGUGCAUUGAGGACAACGAGCUAUAUGCCAUCAUCGACUCUUUCAUUGGACAUGCAUCAUUUGUAUUUCUUGUUGGUUCAUUUUGAACAUGUCGGCUUGGAUAUGGGGGACCCGGCUCGUCUCGGUAGUGUUCCGGAAGAUGGUAUUGUCAACGAAGAGGAUACAUCACACCAAGAUGAAACACGAUCCAUCAUGUCGGUGGGAUCCAUUACAUCCACUUUAUCCUUGAGUACCGGUUGGAACUUUUGGCAACGGCAAUGGUCUGAUCAACAACAGCAACAACGCACCGUGUUUCAAGAUGUGGAGCACAUUUAUCAAAUGGUUGCUCAAGUGGAUGCCGUGCGAUUACAAAUGCAAAAUACACGACUGAUCCAAGGAUACCAAGAACCCUUACCUUCCGACGCCACUUUUUCUUUGGUACCUUUCAAGCAUAUGACUCAUUUGGAAUUGGUCAAUGUGCAUCCACGACUCUUGGCAGAUAUCCCAACGCAUGCCUUGACCACACUCAUUGUACGUGAAGCAGGUGUUGAGGAUGCUGCGGAGGUGAUUACCAGUGAAAGCGACUUUGGUCAGCUACGCAUGUUGUCGUUGGCAGGCAACAAUUUGAUUACCUUGGAUGAUGCGGUGACACAACGUAUCCAUGCAACUGUAACACAUCUCGAUUUGUCCACCAACAUGUUGGCAGAUGUGCCACAUGCCUUGUCACUUCUCUACAACUUGACAUCGCUUGUACUCGCCCACAAUAUGAUUUCAUCGGUGACAGGGAUCAAUACCGUAUUGGGCAACAUUUAUGAACUUGAUUUACGUGGCAAUCGAUUGACAAUGCUGGUGGGUCUGGAUCGGCUUUGGUCUUUGAAGCGGCUGGAUUUACGUGAUAAUCGAAUUGAGGAUUGGUCCGAAUUGACACGGCUUGUAUCCUUGCCCAACUUGGAGGAUGUGUGGGUAGCAGGCAAUCCUUUCACUGUGAAUGAUUAUCGUGUCGACAUUUUUGCAGCCUUUCAUCAACACGCUGACCAUGAUAUCCAACUCGAUGGCUCACGUCCCUCGUUUAUUGAACGUCGUCGUAUCGAAAAUACCCCAGCAUCCAAAUUGCGCCAGUUACAAGAUCAAAAUCAUGCACCUCAACCUACCGUCGCCACAACAGCAACGGCCAAACCAUCCAAAGUCGUACGUGCAAAGUCAAAACGUUUUGUCAAAUUGGGUCGUCAACAACAACAAGAGGAAACACCACCGCCUGUACCACCUUUACCUCCUUCCGCUGCAGCACCACCCGCUCCACCAUCAUCAUCUUCUUCAUCACAACAGGAUACAACAGCAAAAGAGAAUCAUGAUAAACGUGUGAAUCGUGCCACCGAAUUGGAAAAAACAGCAGCCAACAUUACGCGUAGAAAAUCAGCUUCUUCUUCAACUCGGCGUUCACGGCGUAGCACUCGGCGUAGUCGUAGUCCCUCUACAACAGCAAAUGCCGUCACGGAUGAUGAAGAACAAGAAAAACAAGCUCGGCAUCGUUCUCUUUCUCCCACUUCGUUCAGACGUAAAAUUGAAUCCAUGCGUCAAGAAGCAGGCACUGAAUGGCUACGGGUAUUUCAGGAAAUGGAUAUUGGUAAUCGCCAACAUUAG